Pichia kudriavzevii is the source of this 744-nucleotide messenger RNA. RefSeq lists its product as uncharacterized. Gene Ontology annotation, molecular function: histone binding; protein heterodimerization activity. Gene Ontology annotation, cellular component: nucleus. The transcript has a single exon. NCBI's taxonomy places the organism in Eukaryota, Fungi, Ascomycota, Pichiomycetes, Pichiales, Pichiaceae. The record is from RefSeq and is a predicted model, not a curated record. Bases 1 to 744 code for a protein of 247 amino acids.
AUGAACACCUCUACAACUGCCUCUACAACUGCCUCUACAAGUGUCGAUCUUGGGGCUGCUCGGGCUGCGUCUCUGCGACGUGUACGAGAGACAUGGACACGCAUUAUCCAGCACUACUCCCAGGUGGAUGAUACGUAUGGUGAUAUAGUUGAUUUACAUACGGGUGCCAUUCUUAGAGACAAUGGUCAUCUCCGUUCAAUGGGGGAUGCCGGGUCUCUGUGGAGAGCCGAUGUUGGUGUUGAUCUUGUUUCUGGUCAUGAAAAGGACCAUAAUGACAAUAGUGACAACCAACAUGGACAAUUCAACAUUCAGGGGGAAUCUCUCCCUCAUGGGCAACAUUCUACUCGAGCCACCGGUAACGCAGUCUCUGGUCCGCGACGACGUUUCGUGGACAGAAUAGCAGAUCGGCGUACAUUGGGGACGUCUCCACGUAGUGGGCCCUUCACACGCAACAAGGUGGGUCCUGGUGGCGACGACCUUCUUGGCCCGCCGCUCUCCAAGGGUCCUGUGCACGCCGACGCGCUACCGCCGUCGCACGCUCCGCCUGUGCGCCCGGCGUCUCCGCAACUUGACUGGGACCCGCUGACGGUAACGCGCGACCGUCUGUUACCGCCGCCGCUAGACACGCCAUCCAAAAUGCGACGGCUAAGAAAGGCGCUGCAACGGAAACAUAAGAAAAAACCAAUACACAAACACCUACGUAGAUUUAUUAGACAACAGUUACAACAUCUGCAACAACAAUAA